Toxotes jaculatrix (banded archerfish) is the source of this 10727-nucleotide messenger RNA. It is a transcript of the gene ago2, whose product is annotated as argonaute RISC catalytic component 2. Gene Ontology annotation, cellular component: RISC complex. Gene Ontology annotation, molecular function: protein binding; endoribonuclease activity, cleaving siRNA-paired mRNA; RNA binding. Gene Ontology annotation, biological process: regulation of DNA-templated transcription; regulatory ncRNA-mediated gene silencing. The record is from RefSeq and is a predicted model, not a curated record. Lineage: Eukaryota; Metazoa; Chordata; Actinopteri; Toxotidae. The coding region runs from base 198 to 2825 and encodes 875 amino acids. The transcript has 20 exons.
AUGGGGCCGUGCCGAGGAUGAGAGACUCCAAAUAUUUACCACUUGGCUGACUAAAUAUCUUUAUUUCCGAACUGGAUUUCAUCCCUCGCUCUUGUACAUAUUAAUACUUUUCGAACACGCAUGAGUUUAGGUGGAAUUUGGCCAAAAUAAAGUGGAGUAUCUGUACGUCCACGACACACGCUUAAAAAGUCGACAAAAUGUAUUCCUCUGCUGGAGCUGCUGAGAUGCUUGAGGGACCCCGUUCCUCUGGGUCAUUAAGCUCUGAUCCCGACGUUUUAGAACCUCCGUCUUCUCCAGUGCCAGAAUAUGUGUUCAAGCCACCAUCACGGCCAGACUUUGGCACCAUGGGCAGGACAAUCAAGCUCCAGGCCAACUUCUUUGAGAUGGAAAUCCCCAAACUGGAGGUCUACCAUUAUGACAUCGACAUCAAGCCUGAGAAGUGCCCCAGGAGGGUCAAUCGUGAAAUAGUGGAGCACAUGGUCCAGCACUUUAAAACACAGAUCUUUGGAGAUCGAAAGCCAGUGUAUGACGGGAGGAAGAAUCUCUAUACUGCCAUGCCCUUGCCUAUAGGCAGAGACAAAGUGGAGCUCGAGGUGACCAUCCCUGGUGAAGGCAAAGACCGCAGCUUCAAAGUGUCCAUCAAGUGGGUGUCCUGCGUUAGUCUGCAAGCUCUGCACGAGGCACUAGCAGGACGGCUACCCAGUGUCCCUUUUGAGACCAUCCAAGCCUUGGAUGUGGUCAUGAGACAUUUGCCCUCUAUGAGGUAUACCCCAGUGGGCCGCUCUUUCUUCACUCCCUCUGAGGGGUGUUUGAACCCCCUCGGUGGUGGCAGAGAGGUUUGGUUUGGCUUCCACCAGUCUGUCAGACCUUCCCUCUGGAAAAUGAUGCUGAACAUCGAUGUUUCGGCCACUGCGUUCUACAAAGCCCAGCCUGUAAUUGAGUUCAUGUGUGAGGUCUUGGAUUUCAAAAGCAUCGAAGAACAACAGAAGCCCUUAACCGAUUCUCAACGAGUGAAAUUUACAAAGGAAAUCAAAGGUCUGAAGGUGGAGAUCACUCACUGUGGGCAGAUGAAGAGGAAGUACAGAGUGUGCAAUGUGACCAGGAGACCAGCCAGCCACCAAACGUUCCCCCUCCAGCAGGAGAACGGCCAAACUAUUGAAUGCACAGUAGCGCAGUACUUCAAAGACAAGUACAAGCUCAUCCUGCGAUACCCCCACCUGCCAUGUCUACAGGUGGGACAGGAGCAGAAGCACACCUACCUACCUCUAGAGGUGUGUAACAUAGUGGCAGGACAGCGCUGCAUCAAAAAGCUGACAGACAAUCAGACAUCCACUAUGAUCCGCGCCACAGCCCGAUCAGCACCAGACCGUCAGGAUGAGAUUAGUAAAUUGAUGAGAAGUGCCAACUUCAACACUGACCCUUACGUUCGUGAAUUUGGAGUCAUGGUGAGAGAUGAGAUGACAGAGGUGAACGGCCGCGUCCUACAGGCACCUUCCAUUCUGUAUGGAGGCAGGAACAAAGCAAUAGCCACACCUAUCCAGGGAGUAUGGGACAUGAGGAACAAGCAGUUCCACACUGGCAUUGAGAUCAAAGUGUGGGCCAUCGCCUGCUUUGCCCCACAGAGACAGUGCACUGAACUUCUGCUCAAAGCGUUCACGGAUCAGCUGAGGAAGAUCUCCAGGGAUGCAGGAAUGCCCAUCCAGGGUCAGCCUUGCUUCUGCAAGUACGCCCAGGGAGCAGACAGCGUGGAGCCAAUGUUCAGGCACCUCAAGUACACCUACCAGGGCCUCCAGCUGGUGGUGGUCAUCCUGCCAGGGAAGACGCCUGUGUACGCUGAGGUGAAGCGUGUCGGGGACACGGUACUUGGCAUGGCCACGCAGUGUGUACAGGUGAAGAAUGUUCAGAAGACAACACCUCAGACUCUCUCCAACCUCUGUCUGAAGAUCAAUGUCAAGCUGGGUGGUGUCAAUAACAUCCUGCUCCCGCAGGGCAGGCCGAUGGUUUUCCAGCAGCCAGUGAUCUUCCUCGGUGCAGAUGUGACUCAUCCACCUGCAGGAGAUGGAAAAAAGCCUUCCAUCGCCGCUGUUGUUGGUAGUAUGGAUGCACAUCCCAGCAGAUACUGUGCCACGGUGCGUGUGCAGCAGCACCGUCAGGACAUCAUCCAGGACUUGGCCACCAUGGUGAGGGAGCUUCUCAUCCAGUUCUACAAGUCCACCCGCUUCAAGCCCACAAGGAUCAUCUAUUACCGAGAUGGCAUCUCUGAGGGCCAAUUCAACCAGGUUCUUCAGCAUGAACUUCUGGCAAUCCGUGAGGCCUGCAUCAAACUUGAGAAGGACUACCAGCCUGGCAUCACCUUUGUUGUCGUGCAAAAGAGACACCACACAAGACUGUUCUGUAUGGACAGAAAUGAGAGGGUUGGGAAGAGUGGCAACAUCCCAGCAGGCACCACAGUGGACACCAAAAUCACACACCCAUCAGAGUUUGACUUCUACCUUUGCAGUCACGCUGGCAUUCAGGGCACCAGCAGGCCGUCUCAUUACCAUGUGCUGUGGGACGACAACCACUUCUCUUCAGAUGAACUGCAGGUUCUCACGUACCAGCUUUGCCACACCUAUGUGCGCUGUACUCGGUCAGUUUCCAUCCCAGCACCAGCCUAUUACGCCCAUUUGGUGGCUUUCCGGGCUCGCUAUCACCUGGUGGACAAAGAGCACGACAGUGCUGAAGGAAGUCAUACAUCAGGCCAGAGCAACGGCCGUGACCACCAGGCCUUGGCCAAGGCUGUGCAGAUCCACCAGGACACGCUGCGUACCAUGUACUUCGCCUGAGAGCACAGAACCCCAGGUUGGACGUGGGUGAGACCCCACUGAUGGAACACACUAAACCCCCGCUGUCUCGCAGUCAGCUGUAGAUAGCAUCACAGUGGUUUCACAUUGUGAUCUCCCUACUUAACAAACCUGUCAGUUACCCACACGUCUACAAAUGUACUUCAGCCCCUAACCCACCCAAACCAAGCCAGCUAUUAGACUAAGAUGCAAAAGAAUCCCUCUUUCAGGGGGGAUUGAGUUAGAAGAGGUUUUAUUUACUUGUUGUGCAUUUGUGUGUAUUUGUAUUUGUUGUAGGGAAAUACAUGUUGCAAAGUCUGAGAGGAAAAGGAAAAGUUUCUACACUGAUAGAUGAAAUGUACCAUUUCUAAACUAGUGCGCAGUAACAUUUUACAUUGGGGUGGUUUAUAAUUUAGAAUGAAGCUGUGCACCCUCCUUCUCCUGUAUUUUUUUAUUGUUCGUUAUGGUCUUGGUGCUUGAAGGGAGAAGGAGACAUCAAAAGAUGACGGGGCCCGCUCACUGUUUAUAUGCCUGAUGAAUUGCUCCUCUGACAAACAUUAUUUAUCAGCCAAUCAAAGCAAAGUGCACUGACCAGAAUGGGUACUUUAACCAGGGCAAAAGUACUUAAUAUAUUGAGGGUUGUGUGUGAUUUUUCACAUAGGGCACUAUGUGAUGAAAAGUGCCAUUCGAGACCACCUUUCUGUCACCAUUUCUAUGUAAAACUAUGAAUAAUUAGGCCCACAUCUGCUGGGUUUUCAGUAUUUAUCCUUGAUUGACAUUGGUGACCCAUUUUAAUGCCAAAUCUGGUGACAACUUACUAAAGGAUUCUUUGCGUCAGAUUUGCCAUCGACCCUUGAACCAGCAGUUUAUUCUAGGUGAGGGGGGCUUUUAGUGUUCAGAUUUAAAGAAUAGCAGUUUUAUCCUCCUAUGCCUCAUGUGUUAGUCUGAUAACGUUGCACCAGUAAACUAAAUUUCCAUGCCGAGAAAUAGUGUAUUGGGACUGGUUCCCAACAAGGACUCCUUUAUAAUGUACUCUGAGCCGUGUUGAUAAAAGACACAUAAUGUAGAAAUCAGCAUAGAAGGGAACUGGAUGGAAUCACUUUUGGUCCCUUCUGUUUUUAUAGUCUAUUUUAAUUUCAAUCAUUUUUUUUUUGUAAUGAAUAUGCAUGUAGCGGACUUAUGUUUUAGACAUUAGGCAUUUGUGAUAAUUGUUAAUUUCUCCCUCUAUACACAUUAACCCUACUUCUAUUUUUUAAUGUAUAUAGCAGCAGAAUAGUGUUUUCUGCCGUGUCUUUGUCGGAGCGAUAUUUGUAUGGCGUCUCGAUAUCCAGGCAUUCGGUACAGUGGAGUGAAAGCUGCAACAUUUUAGUGUUUAACCGAUUGAAAUUCCCUAAAAAAAAAAAAACAAACUCUUGAAUUAUAGUGUUUGCUCCAGGUAUUGGGAGCGGUUGUCGCACAAAAGCUUGGGUUUUAUGCAAAUGACUUUUUGUGAGUCUUUAUACUAUAUAUAGUAACGUUGGUCAUAAGGUAUAUUUUGAAUAAGCUUUCAGUGGAGGCUGCUGAAAAUAUUAUAAAGAUCUUUUUUUUUUUUAAAUGACUGGCCCAUACGAAGUCUAAAUUAACACUGUCUAUUUGUAUACAGAUUUUAAAUGCAAAUAUUUACUUGCCUUCUAAGACUGUUACAGUCUUACUAAUAAUUCUAGACAUUUCCUAACAUCUCACCUAAGUUUUACUACUAAGUUAAGCUGGCGAAUGUUCACAUAGUCUUGAUUGGAGGCGAGUAGUCUAUAUUUUCUAACUAUGCAUCAUUUUUAACCAAGAGAUUUAACAGUGGGGUAUCUCACAUGAAUUUGGGUCAUUUAUAGAGGUAGAUAAUCAGGGCUUUUAUUUUGUUAAUGUUUUUUUUGUUUGUUUUUUUUUAGCAUGUUGCAUUUAGUAGCGUUUCUUAGUGCUUAUCAGCAUCUUCAUGCCUUUCUAACAGCAUGAAGUAUUUAUGUGGUCAUUUGUAUCAUUGUAGAUUUUAUAGCCUAAAAAAUUGGGUGUAUCCUUUGUACACACACAAUCUUUCUUAGCCAAACAAGAUUACAAACUUUUACAUGAUUACUAAUCAAAAGACAUGGAAGCACAAGAGGACAUCUUGAUUCUAGGUGCUAGAUGUUUUCACUGUAAACCACCUUAAAUCCUCACUGGAUUGGUCCACAAAGCUUUGUACUCGUAUGCUAAAAGAUGCUUCAUCACUUUGAGGGUCUUUUCUCUCCCUUGGACGACCUCUCUGUGUUACCCUUUUUAACUCGUUACCUGUAAAGCAACUAGAAAUCCGACGGACUGUGUUUGUGGGGCAUUCUGAAAAUCAUGUACUUGAUAUUUACUGUUAUGAUGUCAAUAUUGUUCUUAUCGGUGCUGGUCUCACAACAUGUAAAUUUGGAUGCACUUUUGAUAGCAGAACGUUGGUGUGACUUCCAAUAGAUGUGUGUUCCUCAAUCGAAGCAGGAGGCUCGGCCAUAUUGCGUGACACUGGUGUAAUUGUAUGGAAAUGGCCGUGUGUUCUACCUCUUGUUACCUGUUAAAGUGUAAUGGUAACAUCACACUGCUGGCCAUUUCUGUAUAAUUACCCCUGCUAUCUAUCUAAUUGGCAUUGUUUGAGUCUUGCAUUGGCAGUAGAGGUUUUAAACGCUUGGUGUGCAUGAUGGUGAACACGCUUUUUCUUAGUUUAUGUAGUUGUGUGAUUUUUUUUUUUUUUUCAUAGUUUUACUCAAACUGAUAAGAGAGAAUGUGUUUGUUUUUUUUUCCUUUUUAGGGGGUUUGAGCGUUGAGCUGUACGACCAAAUUCUUGAAGUGUGUUUGUAUUCGCACACAGCUUUCCCUGCUUACUUUCCUUUAAUUCUAUGCACCAAUGAAAUGACAGACUUCGACACCUUGAUUUGUUUCUUUUUUUUUUCUCUCCACCUGAGCAGUGUAACAGCAAAUGCAAAGCCCACAUCAGCUGUGAUCAUUGCAUAUUUGUUGAUCUGGAAAUUGUAAAUGUACCCUAGCGGUGCUUUUGGUCAGACUGUUAAUUAAAGUUGCUUGUAAGCUGAACAGAAACUAGAAAACAACCCCUGCCUAAGGAUCAGACUGAAAGGUAAAUCUGAUCAGGUAAAUUUCACCACGGAACAUUUAUUAUUUCUGUAUAUAAUCUUUAGUUUAAGUACAAGUGUGGCUGGAUCAGAACAAAUUCAUCUUACAUGUCAGGUGAAGCCUGUCGUUGGCACUGUACUUGGAAAUGUGAAUGUCCUUGUCUCUGUGCGAAUGCAGGCCUUUGUGAUGCUGCCACAAGCGUCCACAUAAUUCACUUACUCGAAUGUUCAGUCUUCAGACUGUCUCUCAAAGGGAUGCCUGGGUAUUUAGUGUUUUUUGUCUGCGGUUGUUCUCCAGAAGAUGCCUGUCAUAUUAUUUGCAAAGUGGUAAAGUUUUAACCGAAUGACAAGAAAAGACAGGUUUUGACCACAAUACAACAGGUGUCCUAGAAAGUAACUCACUAAAAUUCCAAACAUCAAGGUGUCAUUUUAGGAGAUGUGUUUACCUGUUGUCACUGCUUCUUUGUGUUUUUGUUUUUUUUCACAUUACCUAUACCAGCACCUUAAAAUACCAGAUCAGAAUGGCAUUGCUUUUCCUGGAGAUGAAACGCAAAACAUUUGACAAUGUUUUUUUUUUUUUUUUUUUUGCACUAAACAAGAAUGGACUUUGUAGCCGUUGCAGCAUUAAGAGUAUUUAUCGGGUGGAAGAAUGGCAGCCUCUUGGUUUUUUUUUUUUUUUUUUUUUUUUUUUGCUCUUUUUGUGUAGAAAAGAGCAGCUGGCAUUGGUGGCAUUUCAAAAUUAAAAGAUGCACAGCCAAACAUGGCCCGAGAGCCUCAACGUGUGCACUCACCUAGCCAACCAACAUUCAGCAUGUCAUCUUUCAAGAAAAAAAAAUAUCCCGAUGCCUUUAAAUGUUAAUGAAAGUGUGGGACUUGUAGUUGCGUGGGUGGGUUGCCUUUGCAUAGUGAUGCGGGAGAAAGGUGCUUUAUACAAAACAAACUGACAGGAGUUGAAAAGAGCCGAUUAGCUGUGGACAGUAAGGUUUCUGUUAGCGCACUGCUUGCUGGAGACGUGAUGCCAAAGUGCUGUGUGAGAUGGUGUGCUUUAGGAGAAGGUCACAGUCCCUGUUCAAGACCUGCAGUGUGCGUAGAAAACCGUACUGAAAUAAGGCCUUGUUUUGACACCACCACAGAAUAUACAUAUCAAAAUUCAGACGAGGCUUUUCCUUUUUUUUUAUAUACAUCUGCUUGAUCAUAAUGAGCUAAAACCAGAAACGUGUAUGACACAAAAGGAUACACCAGCCUAGAUGAAUGUGGCACAACUUUCUAAAGUAAAACAGUGCCCAAGGUGCUCAGUAAGGCAUUAAAAAUACCUGCUGUGGGAACCCUGACAUUAUUACAGGUUACAGGAUAUUUUCUUCCUAUAUGUAAAAUUAAAUGCACACGUUCACCUCAGUUUGGCUGUUUUUUUUUUUCGUUAACUUUUGGAGUGGGCAAAACCUGGACGAAGCAGGUUCUAGAAAAGGCUGAUUUGUAAAUUAAAUGGCAUAUCAUAAGCUAAUUUAAUCAGUUAGUUUUAUUUUUGUGAUAGCAGUUUUUAUUCUGUUGUAGUUAUGUUUAAAUUUAGGGUUGAACGAGGCAGGGAUAAAAUUCCUCUAAGCGUAAUGAUCAGCCGCAUUUACUGACUGGCUUUUGAAUGGUCUUGGAAUUAAAAAAAGAAAAAAGCCUGAUUUCAGAUGAAGCAACGACCUAUACACGUUUAUUCCAAACCAUUACCCUCUGUAUAGUAACGUCUCUCCUCUCUGCCUCUCAUCCGUUUCUUGUAGAGAAACUAUUGCUGACAUAAAUAAACCUCUUGUAGAGUAAAACCUAUUUUCCUAGCUCCAAAUAAUAACAAUGAAUGUACUUAGAGCCUGCGUGGUUUGUGUAACAUUGUAUAGGCUAUCCAUCCAGUUCAUUUAUACUCAUGUUUGCUUCUUGUGUGUACUUUUCUUUUUCUUUUGUAUUUUGUGUUUUUUUUCUCUUAUUUAUAGGCUUUAACAGUUGCGGAAAGUAUUAUUUUUUUCUUCUUUAAUACUUCAUUGAUUGAGAUAUCGCCCACAUCACAGCUGAUAUCGUUCAUCUUUUCACUGAUUAACACGAGAUAAGCAAGUCUAAAGUUGUCUUUCUCUGCGUGUUGGCUACUGUAGUUUUAGGAGACAAACGUUUCACACUGGUGCAAAGCGUAGUCCUCUUUUCUGUCCUGGCGUCUUGCUUGCGAGAGGUGCUGUAACAUAAGAGCUGUUUGCGUGUGUGUAUAUAUAUAUAUGAUGGUUGCAUUGGUGUGUGAUCUUGUUUGCUGUUAGGGUGCUGUUUUCUGCUUAAGCCCUCAGUCUGACUUUUCUGUCCUCUGUCCUUACAGAGUUGUCCUCUAAAGUCCUAAAAUCCUCCCAGAGUCUCAUUGGUGCAGUGCCACUUGAAAGCAAAGAAGCUAAGGUUUUUGUUUGUAGUGUUCCUUGCUUUCGGUGAUUGUAUUCCUCAACAGCUGUUUUUGUUUUUUUUCCAGAUUUGUUAAUGACAGCUUGUGAUUUCCAUGGCACUCUGUUGGCUUCAGCAGCCAUACGUUUCCUAUUCCUAUUCCUCGUUAAACCUUUCUAAAGCAUCACUUUGUCCUCGAAAGUGAGUCUUUAUCAUGCCAAUGUCCACCCAGUUACCUGCAGCCAUGUGACACCAGUGUGGUAUCCACAAGGUUUUUACACAUAGUUUGUCUAUGUUUUUUUUUUUUUUUUUUUUUUUUUAAGCUACAAGUCUGAAUUAUUGAGUACAAAUUCAAACGGGGUGCUGGCCUCUAAUGUCUCUAAUGUCCCACCACAUGCAGCUGCUUCGUGUUUUGGUUCUUUAGUGUGUUGUUGCAGUCUCAGACGUAUUUAAGAAGGGGAGUAUUUUCAAACAGCCCUUCAGUGUAGUUUGAAGUUGUCUUUCUGACAUUUUUAGCCACGCAUUCAUGGUGGUUUUGCAGACGGCAGUGUCGGUCGGGUGGUCGUUAGGUCCUCUGACUAUGCCUCUACUACCACCAGCAGAAGAUAAAAGUUUUUACAUCCACUGGAUGGGCUGACACGAGAUUUUGCACGUUAGCUUUGUCAUUGUGAGCGUGCGUUAGCAUCCUGAUGUUAGCAUUUAGCUCAAACCACCACUGUACCUGAGCACAGCCUCACAGAGCUGGUAGCCCGGCGGCUCAGUUACAAUCAGUGUGGUGUAACAAAUACUUUGUGGCUGAAUUUGACUCAUUUGAGCCUCUGUACGCAGCAAUUUCAAGCUUCAGAGACGUGAGCUGCUCUGGCAAAAAUAGACCUAACGCUGGAGACACAGCAGGGAUGGUGGAGCGGGGAAAUGCCGUUCUGACUCUGGCAGCCGUGACUGAGCCAGAAUGUGACACAGCUGCAUCCAGUGGACAUUUGGGGUUAAACUUGGGGCUGUAGUGAAUCUGACCUUGACUGAGUAGGACUGUUACCGAGCUUCACCAAACCAAACCAAUGCCAUCCAGUUGACCUACAUGCAUCCAGUCGUGCAAGACUCGUGUGGGUAUUUUUGUAUUUUUUUUUUUUCUCAAAGCAUUUCUAGUCUUCAGAAUAACUUGGCUUUUUAUUUACCAACUUGGAAAAAAAAACUACCUCAGAGCAGUGUCAGGUGCUAGCUAAUAUUAGCCCUAAUUUAUAAUAAUGGUAACAAAGUCAAAAAUUGUAGUGACCAAACCAAUACAAGCCAAUAUCAUGUGAGAGCACUGUUCUUUUCUCGAACCUUAAUAAAUGGAAAACCAAGUAAUCAUGUAUGACUGGUUGGUUGCUUUAGUUGGUUACAUUUUAGGGGACCAAAUUUUUUGUAAUCAGGAGUCUCAUCGUUUCACGUAAGUCCUUCAUUUUUCAAAAGACAGUGACAAAAAUAACCUAGCACAGCCUGGGGCUCGUUGGUGUGGUGGUGAAAUAAACUGCAAUCAUGACUGGAUCAUAUAUUGACAAAUGUGCUGUGGUAAUAUCCAUCCACUAUGACAGCACGUUAAUGUUCCUGAAAAAUUUAGGCGAGACUGAGGAAUGUUUCUAACGGCGGUGAAGGUUUUUUUUUUUUUUUUUUGUGGAAGGUGUAUGUACAGCAAUAAUGUCAGAGUGCGAGCUGUGGAUUGUUGGUAAUUAUUUGUUCGUGUUUCCUCUUCACGCAGGUCAAGGCAACUCUCAGUAAAUAUUUUAGACUUUGAUUUAGCAGGACUACACUUAGUAAAUGGGUAGAUAAACGGAUGGAACCAGCUUUUCUGUUUUUGUUUUUACCAGAAUGUUGAGAUAUUAAGGUUUCAUACUGGAUAGAGCCACUCCAUGUGAUCAAAUGCCUACACUUUCUCUGUCGUGUUAACCCAAUACUGCAAUAAAACCAGGGCGAAUGUCCCUGUCUCUUACUCAGUUCGUUUCCACUUUUACUACGAUCAGCCAGACAACGCCAUUAUUGUUAAGGGUUUAGGAUAUAUGUUUUGCAUGCGACAUUUUACAAAGGGAAUAUACACAUUUGAACAGACUUUACAAUGUAUCACACCAUUGUAAACUUCAACGAAAGGUACAUAUGAGGUUGUGUGGCAGUUAACUUCAGCUCGUCGUCAUUUAGUCUAAACCGAAAACAUCCAUCGUGUUCGUAGUCGAUUUAUGUGUGCCUUUUGUGGGAUCUCUCUCUUCUCCAUCAGCCCCUGCAUUGGGUUUCUGAGUCCUUUCUACAUAAAGGUUUGACAGAAUCUGCUGCGCCACAUUUGAAAAAAAAAAAACAAACAAAAAAAAACAAAAAACUUUUGCAUUUUUAAUUAUCAUGCAACCUUGCGUGUAGAUGCUGCAUA